CGGCGGGCGGCGGCCGAGCGCUCCCGGCGCUCAGCGACGACGUCCCGUUCCGAGUGAACUGGCCGGGCACCGAGUUCUCUCUGAUACAGCAGAUAAGGAGGACGCUUAGGGUGAGAACACUUUAGCCUCAGAUGUCAUUUCUAAGCAAGCACCUUUAACUGCUGAGCCAUCUCUGCAGCCCUCAGAUGUCAUUUCUAAAGAACGCACUUGGAAUGAACAUGCCCACAACUGGAGUUUUGUAUAAAGAAGAUAAUUAUGUCAUCAUGACAACUACACAUAAAGAAAAGUACAAAUGCAUGCUUCCCCUUGUGACAAGUGGAGAUGAGGAAGAAGAAAAGGAUUACAAAGGCCCUAAUCCAAGAGAGCUUUUGGAACCACUAUUUAAGCAAAGCAGCUGUUCCUACAGAAUUGAGUCUUACUGGACUUAUGAAGUGUGUCAUGGGAAACAUAUUCGGCAGUACCAUGAAGAGAAAGAGACUGGCCAAAAAAUAAAUAUUCAUGAAUACUACCUUGGGAACAUGUUGGCUAAGAAUCUUCUAUCAGAAAAAGAACAAGAAGCAGAAGAAAAGGAAAAAUCAAAUGAGAUUCCCACUAAAAACAUCGAAGGUCAGAUGACACCCUACUAUCCUGUGGGAAUGGGAAAUGGUACACCUUGUAGUUUGAAACAGAAUCGACCCAGAUCAAGUACUGUGAUGUACAUAUGUCAUCCUGAAUCUAAGCAUGAAAUUCUUUCAGUAGCUGAAGUCACAACUUGUGAAUAUGAAGUUGUCAUUUUGACACCACUGUUGUGCAGUCAUCCUAAAUAUAGGUUUAGAGCCUCUCCUGUGAAUGACAUAUUUUGCCAGUCAUUGCCAGGAUCUCCGUUUAAGCCUCUCACACUACGACAGUUGGAGCAGCAGGAAGAAGUACUAAGGGUGCCUUUCAGGAGAAAUAAAGAGGAAGAUUUGCAGUCAGCUAAAGAAGAGAGAUUUCCAGCGAUUCACAAACCUAUUGCUAUUGGCUCUCAGCCAGUGCUCACUGUUGGAACAACCCACAUAUCCAAGCUGACAGAUGACCAACUCAUAAAGGAGUUCCUUAGUGGUGCUUACUGCUUUCACGGGGGUGUUGGUUGGUGGAAAUAUGAAUUCUGCUAUGGCAAACAUGUCCAUCAAUAUCAUGAGGACAAGGAUAAUGGGAAAACCUCUGUGGUUGUAGGAACAUGGAACCAAGAAGAGCACAUUGAAUGGGCUAAGAAGAACACUGCCAGAGCUUACCACCUUCAAGAUGAUGGCACCCAGUCUGUCAGGAUGGUAUCACAUUUCUAUGGGAAUGGAGAUAUUUGUGACAUAACUGACAAGCCAAGACAGGUGACUGUAAAACUAAAGUGUAAAGAAUCAGAUUCUCCUCAUGCUGUUACUGUAUAUAUGCUAGAGCCUCACUCCUGUCAGUAUAUUCUUGGGGUUGAAUCUCCAGUGAUCUGUAAAAUCCUAGAUACUGCUGAUGAAAAUGGACUUCUUUCUCUCCCCAACUAAAGGAUAUUAAAGUUGAAGGAAAAAAAUAUUGAAAGUCUUUCUGCCCGUAUGUCUCAUUAUAGAGUUCUCAGCCAUUGGACCUCAUCUAACGGAUUGUAUAAAAAGAUUGUCAACCACUUUGUGAAUAUAUGUGUGUAUAUAUGAGGCAGAGAAUGGACUCAUUUUUUUCAUUUUUGUGUCUUAUGAAUUGUGUUUUGUCUUUGCUUGGAUAAUGUGAUUUCAAAAUAAAUCUGACCCAAGCAGUAUAGAGUCCAGCCUAUUCAAAUGCUAUAAUCGUUAUACCUGUUAAAUGAUUUUUAAUAAUAGAUAUAUUGUGCAAAUUAUAUAUAACUAAUGAAAUAGAGAUAAUGAAGAAAGAUAUUGAUAGGAGAUUGUUUAAAUGGUAACCAUGUACAAUAUGUAAAUUCCCAUACCUGAAAUCCUUCAAAAUCAAUCUUGAUAUAGGAACUCUUUACCACGAGGCAUCAAACUUAAGAAAUGGCACAUUGUAGAGCCUCAUGCGUGGUUUUUCUUCACCACAGUUAUCUCAAGAAACUCUUACUUGUGACAAGUCACUUCUCUCCUCAAACUUGUAUCUAUUUCUUCUCCAUGAGUAUGUUUUCUCCCAGAAUUUAUGGCAUUGACAAGUUGGUGAUUUUUCUCUAACUUAAAAUAAUUGGUUCUAACAAAGCACACUGUGCUGUCUCUCCAUUGUACCUGCCUUCUGUAUAGUACACAUCUAGUUCUGGAUAGUUUCAUUGCACUAUAUUUAUUCCUAAGAAUAAAAUGUUCAUGAGCAGUGUUGUCAUGUA
Jaculus jaculus (lesser Egyptian jerboa) is the source of this 2302-nucleotide messenger RNA. RefSeq names its product endoplasmic reticulum lectin 1 (gene Erlec1). The transcript is spliced from 15 exons. The record is from RefSeq and is a predicted model, not a curated record. Gene Ontology annotation, biological process: retrograde protein transport, ER to cytosol; endoplasmic reticulum unfolded protein response. Lineage: Eukaryota; Metazoa; Chordata; Mammalia; Rodentia; Dipodidae. The coding region runs from base 186 to 1511 and encodes 441 amino acids. Gene Ontology annotation, cellular component: endoplasmic reticulum lumen.